CUGGGUCAAUACAACCGUUUGUCAAUUGAAUUUUCUCAAACAUUGCGCACGGUCACAUUUUGCAAGUCUGGUGAAAAAUAUCUAAUAUUUCUUCAGUUCAAGCUCAAGUUCAGCUUUAUUUUAAACGAAGAUUGUGUAAUUUGGCGCAGCUAGUUUCAAAAUGAGCCAAUCUGACCUUCCCGAACCGGAAAAUUUGUCCUCUCUAAUAGAGAAUAAUCCCCCGCUGGGCAAUGCACAAGCGAAACGGCCUGCCAGGGGCUGGAAGAAAGGCGCUACGACCACCAAGCAAGAUGCCCUCCCAAUUGAGGAAGCUUUGAAGAUGGAGUUGACUAGUGCGAAUAACAUGAAGACCCCGAUUUCGGUACUGCAGGAGCUGCUAAGCCGUCGAGGUCUCACUCCGCAAUACGAUCUGAUGCAGGUGGAAGGGGCAGUGCACGAGCCUACAUUCCGCUAUCGAGUGUCGUAUCAAGAUAAAGACGCCAUGGGCACGGGUAAGUCCAAGAAGGAAGCCAAACACGCUGCCGCACAGGCUUUGAUCGAUAAACUGAGUGGAAAUUCUUUCAAUGAGCAGCAGCACAACGGAACGAUCCCUAUUAAGGCCGAAAACCUUAGUGGAGCUGAGGAAGAACUUGCCGGCAAUCCCAUCGGAUGGUUGCAGGAAAUGUGCAUGGCACGCCGCUGGCCACCACCAACCUACGAGACUGAGACGGAAAUUGGGUUGCCCCAUGAACGUCAGUUUACGAUUGCGUGCUCGGUGUUGAAGUAUCGCGAAGUGGGUAAAGGCAAGAGCAAAAAAAUCGCUAAACGCCAGGCGGCACAGCUUAUGUGGAAAAAGCUCCAGGAUCAACCACUGGAACCGACGCAAUUGUUCGAUGAGGAAGGAAACGAGCUGAAGACAGCCAACAUCACGGAGCGCUUUGCCGGAUUGAAGGAUGCCCGUAUUCCGAAUCUCACAACCGGCCACGGCCAGAAGGUGUCCCAGUUUCACAUGAAUUUGAAGGCUCGCACUGGCGAUACGCUUCGCAAGCUGCAGUCUACUUGUUUGAACAGCACAUCGGUGGAUUUCGUCCAGAUGCUGAACGACAUCGCAUCUGAGCAGCGCUUCGAGGUUACGUAUGUCGAUAUCGACGAGCUGACGAUGUCCGGACGCCAUCAGUGCUUGGUGCAGUUGUCUACCUUGCCGGUAGCGGUGUGCCAUGGAAGUGGACCUUCGGCCAAGGAUGCCCAUGCAGCUGCCGCACGUAACUCGCUCGAGUAUCUCAAGAUCAUGACCAAAACGUAAAGUGGUGUUCAGCAAGCAACGCACUGAGCAUCGUCGAUGAUAUCACUCACAUAGUUCGGAAUAAAAACUAUUCCGGGUGUUGUAACAGAACACAUGGCUACACCCCACUAACACCCCGCUGCAUCCACAACAGUGUAGACAUCAUCGAGAAGCUCACCGAGCGAAGAUUUGAACAUACACGAGACAUACCUUUGACGUUUAGCGAAAGAAAAACUGUUCAACAUCCCCUUUCGGAACACUCGUCAGGGUACUUAAAUUCGCGCCACGCAAAAUUGGCGUCAAUAUUCCUUGAAACAAACACAUUUUUACUCUGCGUAUUUGUUGAGAAAAAUAUUAUGGGUUCUUUUUUUUCGUCUGCUCGUUGCCCAUUUCUCGUUAUUGUGUCGAGAAUACGGAAAAUAUAUGGAGAGAAAAAAAGAGUAUCAAGAUUGUAUUUCUACAUUAUUUUUAUUUGUUUGGGCUUUAUUUUACUUUGGAACAAAUUGAUAAAUUUAUAGUGUUUAAGAUUUUCCUCGCCACGCUAGAAUCGGUUUUUUCCAAUUUAUCCAAACAAACGAUUUCUGUAUUUCUAUAAACGAUAUUAACUAAAUACAUAAAUAACUAUUAUCGCUAUGGGAUAAUUAUAAUCCAAAUGCCUACAAUGAUAAGUAAUUCGCGAUUGAUAUCGCAACCACAUAAAUGGCCUUGAAGGCAUCAAGAUUAUAUGUUAUAACAAAUUUACUGUAAUGAACAACGCAUCUAAUUCUUCUAACCAACGGUAAAAAUUUAACACAAGAAUGAGUGAAAGCAAACAUUCGAGUUAUUUAUGUGUGUAGUUUAAUACAAAACUAAACAAACAUGAAAUCUUGGCAUUAUCAAGCAAACAAAAAUGAUUAGAAUACAAUACAGUUUUCACAGAGUUGAAACCAUACAUUAGAACAGAACUUUUUUUUUUAUUACAAAUAUUAGAAGCAAAAAUGUGUGCGUAUUGAAGCCAAACAAAUCACGCAUUGAAGAGUCUUGACCCCACUGAUGAUGUACAGGACAUAAGGGGGAAUCGACCAAUGCGUGAGCCUCGCGUAAAUCAACAUAAUACAAGCUAUACUUUGCAUAGAAUUAGUGGAUUUUAUUUUCCAAAAAAUACCAUAUCCAAGCAAUAAUUUAUUGUUCAGUUUUCAAUCAAUCAAUUGUGUUCCCCGUCUAUCUGAUUUGAUUUUGCAUACUAUUUUCUUCUUAUUUUAACUUAGUGUUUUCAGGAAAACAAAAAAAACGCUUCAUAUGAAUUGUUGAAAAAUCAUGAAUGUAUUUGCUGUCAUUAAUAGUAAUAUCUAGUAUUGAAAAAAAAACACAAAUGAUGAAUCGCAUAUAAUUACAGAGAAGGUUAUACUACACACACAUAACAUAAAUUAGUGGGAUUCUUUCAAGCAUUUUAUCUGAUAAUGGAACGAAGGCAAGAACAAGAAUCUGAACAGCAGGAAGAUUGGAAGUCCCAUAUUUGUAGGAAAAUGGGCAUUAUUUUAAUGCAAAGUAUAGAGGUUGUAACCAAUCACUGAAAUAUAUUAUAAUCCACAUUAAAACAUGAUAAAACGAUGUAUAUGAGUAUAUUUAUUGUGUGUGCGUGUUCAAACAUACGCUUUUCCAGAGAUUCAAUCCAAAAUUGAAAAUUUACUUUGCCCAAGAAAAAAACAUUUGAUGCCUGGAAAAGUGUAUUUUGCACGUAAUUUUAUGUAGUCUUCAUUAUCUCAAACAGCAAAAUAAUAAAUAAACAUCCAACUUG
Molecule: messenger RNA, 3038 nt
Organism: Toxorhynchites rutilus septentrionalis
Lineage: Eukaryota; Metazoa; Arthropoda; Insecta; Diptera; Culicidae
Gene: loqs
Product: interferon-inducible double-stranded RNA-dependent protein kinase activator A homolog
Exons: 7
Coding region: 161-1282 (373 amino acids)
Source: RefSeq, a predicted model, not a curated record